This is a messenger RNA of Vigna radiata var. radiata (mung bean), 1895 nucleotides long. Its product is annotated as zinc finger CCCH domain-containing protein 43. Gene Ontology annotation, molecular function: metal ion binding; mRNA binding. Lineage: Eukaryota; Viridiplantae; Streptophyta; Magnoliopsida; Fabales; Fabaceae. Bases 280 to 1698 code for a protein of 472 amino acids. The transcript is spliced from 6 exons. The record is from RefSeq and is a predicted model, not a curated record.
ACAUAGAAUAAUACAAGAAGACAGAGUCCUAAGUAGCAUGUACUAAACACACAGCAAGAAAGUAAACCCCUUUUCGUUUCACACUAUGUUGUUGUUGUUCAUUCUUCGUCUUAUGGUUUUUCCACAUAAAUAAAUUCUAUUCCUUCUCUUACACUCUUGUUUUUGUUAGCUAUGUAUAGUUUUCUCCAUUAUUAGGGUUUUUCAUUUGAAAUGUGGAGGUACAUCAAUGGAGUCCUCUGAAUCCGAAUCAGUUAGUUCUCCCACCAAGGACUCUUGCUAAUGGGUAAAACUUUGUCCAGAACACUCGAUCACGAUCCUCAACAGUCAGAUCUCAAUCAUGUUGCCCAAGAUGAUGAUGCACUUAACAGGGAGCUUCAGAACAAGUUGGAUUUGAAGGAUGUGAGUGAGAGUGAGGAUAAAGGUUCGAACUUGGAAGAUGGGGGUGGGAAGUUGAGUGAUGAAGGUGCUGCACCUGAAGGUGGUAAGGGUGAAGGGAGUGAGGAUGAUGGUGGUGGUGGUGGUGAUGAUGUUGUUGGUGUUGUUGAUGAUGAUGAUUGCAAUGGAGGGGACGAAGGGUGUGAUUGGAUUGAGAAUGUGAAUGAGAGUGAAAGUGAUAAGGUGGGUGGAGAUGUGGAGGGAGUAGAUAGCAGGGAUGAGAGGAGCAGUGGGAGAGCUCAACAGUACCCGUUGAGGCCAGAGGCUGAAGACUGUGCGUAUUAUCUCAAAACUGGAAGCUGCAAAUUUGGAUUCAAUUGCAAGUUCAAUCAUCCACUUAAGAGGAAAAACCAGGCUAAGAAAGAGAAUGCGGGAGAAAAAGAAGAACAGGCAGAAAGAUCAGGGCAGACGGAAUGCAAGUAUUAUUUAAGAUCUGGUGGUUGUAAGUUUGGGAAGGCUUGUAAGUUUAAUCACAAAAGGGAAAAGUGUUCAUCCGCAAACCCAAUUGCAGAGCUUAACUUCCUUGGCCUGCCUAUUCGAGUGGGAGAGAAAGAGUGUCACUAUUACAUGCGAAAUGGCUCUUGUAAGUUUGGAGCAAACUGCAAGUUUAAUCAUCCUGAUCCUACGGCUGGAGGAGGUGAUUCUCCUUCUAGAUAUGAUAAUGGAAGUUCUGUUUCAUUACAAGGUGUAUCCCAGUCAUCUAUAUCCUCGUGGUCUUCUACUAGACCAUUAAAUGAAUCCACUCCUUUUGUGCCAAUGAUACUUUCAGCUAAUCCAGGGGUUUCUCCUCAAAGUUCUGAAUGGGACGGAUAUCAGGCACCUGUCUAUCUACCUGAGAGGAAUAUGCAUCUACCUUCAACAUAUGUCAUGAACAACCCAGUUAUGGAAACAAAUGUUUAUAUGCAUCAUCAACAACAAGUGCAGGUUGAAGAGUUUCCAGAAAGGCCUGGUGAACCUGAAUGCAGCUAUUUCUUAAAAACUGGUGAUUGCAAGUUUAAAUCUAAUUGUAGGUUUCACCAUCCAAAGAAUCGGAUUACAAGAUUACCUCCAUGCAGCCUUAGUAACAAGGGUCUACCUUUGAGACCGGACCAGAAUGUUUGCACAUAUUACAGCCGUUAUGGAAUUUGCAAAUUUGGACCAGCUUGUAAGUUCGAUCACCCACCACCCUCAACUAUGAAUGGACUUGAUCAACAAUCCUCGUACUCAAAUUCUGCUAGUGUUGAUGUGUCUGAAAAUGGAGGUGUCAGUGAUGGGAAUCAAUAGUCUCUAUAAACAUUUUCUGGUUUUGAAUAUGCAUAUCAACUAAAGUUGUAAUUUUUAUUUUAAAAAACAUGAUAAAUUUAUUUAAUUUCUCUAGUUAUGCCUAAUGGGGCGCAAGCUUUUCAGAAUAGCAGCAAUAUGUCUGUUUAAUAGAAGUUUUAUUACCAGUAGUAAUAUGUAUAUUAUUUUUUUCUUGAGUU